AUGCAGAGGGGCGGGGAUGGUUCGUUCCAUUUGUUCCUCCCCAAAAGGGUGGGGCGGGAGGAGACCCUUUGUACCAGCCUCUGUGGAGAGCAAUCCAUCCUCGUAGCCAUUGAUAGCCAUUCAGUCAUCAAACGCCGCCCCGGACCUUCAGACGAUUUUGCCUGUCAAGCCUAUAACAUCGAAGUCCGCGCGUACGGACGGCUGGGGGAUCAUCCACGAAUCGCGAGUCUCCGGGAGGUUACGGACGAUGGCAUAGUCCUGGAACGAGGCGAAUGCCUACGCCAGAAGAUCCAGAGCAACGCAUCCCAGACCGCAAUGCAGACCAAGCUCCGCUGGGCCCAAGAGGCCGCGGAAGGGUUGCGCUACAUUCAUAUGAAGAAUAUUAUCCAUGCGGACGUGGGCUGUCAUAAUCUAAUUCUGGACCAGUCGGGGCACAUCAAGUUCAUUGACUUUGCGGGCUCGGGGAUCGACGGAGAAGUGGCAACCGUAUGCUACGAAUGGUGUAGCUAUCAGCCGGGAUCGGAACCUGAUGUCAGGACAGAUAUCUUCGCCUUUGGUUCGACACUAUAUGAAAUCGAGACGGGGGAGAAGCCUUACCAUGAAUUGGAGAAGACCCUGAACGCUGGGAAUUUGAUGAGACGAGUGGAACAAUUGUUUGCCAUGGGUGAAUACCCGCGUGUGGACACGCUUGUACUGGGUGAUGUGAUUUUGCGGUGUUGGAAUGGGGACUACAGCGUAAUGGAUCAGGUGGUGAGAGAUCUAGACGUGCUGCCAGGUGCCUAG
This is a messenger RNA of Aspergillus ibericus CBS 121593, 783 nucleotides long. RefSeq names its product kinase-like protein. The transcript has a single exon. The record is from RefSeq and is a predicted model, not a curated record. Gene Ontology annotation, cellular component: cytoplasm. Bases 1 to 783 code for a protein of 260 amino acids. Lineage: Eukaryota; Fungi; Ascomycota; Eurotiomycetes; Eurotiales; Aspergillaceae. Gene Ontology annotation, molecular function: ATP binding; protein kinase activity. Gene Ontology annotation, biological process: protein phosphorylation; signal transduction.